AUGUGUGUGUCAGUGAAAUUCGAUGAACGAAUGACAGAGUUACGUUUCUGUGCGCAACCUAUCCUGCGCACCUUUCACCACGCGUUACCGCACGCGUGCGGGCGCGCCCUAGCAGACGCACGCAUGCACGCAAGCAUUUGCACGCACGUGCGCACGCCGCGGCUUGCUGCUCCUCGGUUGCGCGCCAUCAUCUUUGGGAAGCCAACCCCACUUGCACUCAGCUUCAGCAGAUCAACAUACUUCCCAACAACGUUGAGGCCCACGACCAGAUACGACCCGUACCGGUACUACAACAGGGUCACUACAAGGCCCGCUAGUGUCGACAACUCGGGUCGUUACGACCCCGGCAAAUACGACCCCGGCCGCUACGACGCCGGUCGCUACGACGCGGGUAAAUACGACCCAGGCCGUUACGACCCCAGCAAAUACGACCAGUCUGGACGUUACAACCCUGACAGUUCCGGAGCUUACAAUGGUGACCGCGGCGACCGUGGCGGCGCUGGAGGCUUUUACACUGGAUCCUCAGACCGUGGUGAUGCUGGUGGUUUCUACACCGGUUCAUCAGACAAGGGUGGUCCAGGAGGUCCUGGAGGCGCCUACACUGGUGAUAAGGAGCCUAGCGCACCAGCGACCACCGCAGCACCCGUGACCACCGCCGCACCCGUGACCACCGCCGCACCCGUGACCACCGCUGCACCCGUCACACCCGAACCCGUCGUUAUAAUUUCCAGCACUCCCCAAUACGUCAGCUCGACACCGAUCUACGUCAAACCCACACCAAUCUACGUCAAACCCACACCUAUCUACUACCCAGUUGACCCUAAAGUCAACACAUACGACUACAAAUACGGCAUCAUUCGUUUCGAAAAAGAACAAUCACCUGACGGUUACCACUACCUCUACGAGACAGAGAACAAGAUCCUUGCCGAAGAAGCGGGUAGGAUCGAAAAGAUCGACAACGAACGUGAAGGCAUGAGAGCUAAAGGAUUCUACGAAUACGUCGGCACCGAUGGAGUUCUGUACAGAGUAGACUAUACCGCUGAUGAACGCGGAUUCAUACCUGAAGGAGCUCAUAUAGUAAAGGGGCUAUUGUAAAUACUAAUAAUAUGAACCAAUGGGCACAGA
Messenger RNA from Bicyclus anynana (squinting bush brown), 1125 nucleotides. Its product is annotated as larval cuticle protein LCP-30-like. The record is from RefSeq and is a predicted model, not a curated record. Lineage: Eukaryota; Metazoa; Arthropoda; Insecta; Lepidoptera; Nymphalidae. Gene Ontology annotation, cellular component: chitin-based extracellular matrix. Gene Ontology annotation, molecular function: structural constituent of chitin-based larval cuticle. The transcript is spliced from 4 exons. The coding region runs from base 1 to 1095 and encodes 364 amino acids.